AUGCCAAUAAAACCCAAAGGGGCUGAUUUGAACCGUAAUAUAAGUAAAUCUCGAAGCUUGCGAAGUAGAAGAUCCGAAAGAACCGAAGAACAAAUCCAGCAACAAAAUACUGAUGCACGUGUCANUUAGAACAACGACAAUCACGCCGUUUCACAGUCAAUAGACGCAGAACAAAUGACCAACAAGGACAACAGGUACGUCGAGCAUUUACAUCUGAUUCAUUCCUGCGUCUAGCAUUCCAGUAUGAGCCCGAUAUUGAAUAUUAUGCUCAUUCAAAAGUGUUAAUUGGUGCUAUGGACAAGGAAUGUCCGCAUUGUCAUGCUCUGAAAUUCAAAAAUGAGCCAGCUGGGAUGUGUUGCGCGUCAGGAAAAAUGCAACUACCUGAAAUUGAAACACCAUCUGAACCAUUGAACGGUUUACUUAUCUUUAUAUAA
Molecule: messenger RNA, 434 nt
Organism: Cinara cedri
Lineage: Eukaryota; Metazoa; Arthropoda; Insecta; Hemiptera; Aphididae
Source: the annotation of a GenBank genome assembly